Labeo rohita (rohu) is the source of this 2925-nucleotide messenger RNA. RefSeq names its product cerebral endothelial cell adhesion molecule (gene cercam). The record is from RefSeq and is a predicted model, not a curated record. Lineage: Eukaryota; Metazoa; Chordata; Actinopteri; Cypriniformes; Cyprinidae. The coding region runs from base 348 to 2123 and encodes 591 amino acids. The transcript has 12 exons.
CACAUUUUGGCUAGUGAAACAUUGUUGCGAAACGUUAACGCAACAUUAACAUUCUAAAAUGUAACAGUUGGGCUUUAGAACAGAACGUCGAUGUGUUGCGGUGAAACAUUCUUAACUACAGCGAAUGUAAUGUUACACUGAACAUUUACAAAUGUAACAGUUCGGAGAACAAAUCCUCACACGGAAGUUGUAACUCAAACCCAGCUAACAGAACACGUUGGCUCCUCCGGGGGGAACGGAGAUUUUGAGGGGGAGUGUGAAGUUUAGGGAAGAGCCCUCUUUCCUUCAUCUGCUGACGCGGAUGGGACUGUUUGUGCAACGACGCAGCGGACCACCGAAAUCCAACCAUGUUAUCUUGGACUAUAAGUGUUUGGACCAUUCUUGCGGUAGCACAAUGUUACUUUUCAGAGGAAAAUUAUACUGAAGAGUCAAAGAUGCAGCCACCCACGGUCGUUAUAGCUAUAAUCGCUCGGAACGCUGCUCAUUCUUUACCAUACUACCUCGGAGCUCUCGAAAGACUAAACUAUCCCAAAGAGCGCAUCUCUAUCUGGGCAGCAACAGACCACAACAUUGACAACACGACAGAAAUCCUGCGAGAAUGGCUCACCGUCAUGCAAACACAAUAUCACUAUGUGGAGUGGAGACCUUUAGAUAAACCCACGUCCUAUGUAGGCGAGCUGGGGCCCAAGCACUGGACUAACGGCCGCUAUGAGUAUGUUAUGAAGCUCAAACAGGCAGCGCUGAACUUUGCCAAGAAACGUUGGGCUGACUACAUUCUGUAUUCAGACACAGACAACAUCCUGACUAACCCGGACACACUGCACCUCCUGAUGGCGGAGAAUAAGUCAGUCAUCGCCCCCAUGCUGGACUCACAGUCAGCGUACUCCAACUACUGGUGUGGUAUCACUCCACAGGGUUAUUAUCGUCGUACUGCUGAGUACUUCCCCACAAAGCAGCGUCAAAGGCUGGGCUGCUAUCCUAUGCCCAUGGUCCACUCCACUAUUCUGUUGGACCUGCGCAAAGCAGGCACCAAGAAAGUGUCCUUUCACCCUCCUCACAAAGACUAUUCCUGGCCCUUUGACGACAUCAUCGUUUUUGCCUUCUCCUGCCGAAUAUCAGAGGUGCAGAUGUAUCUGUGCAACAAGGUGCGUUAUGGGUAUCUGAACGUCCCCGCAAAACCUCAUCAAACCGUGGAGGAUGAUCGAAUCAAUUUCAUCCACCUAUACCUGGAAUCUCUGAUCCAUGGGCCACCAAUGUACUUGUCUCGCCAUGUCCACGUUCCUCCCAAACAGUCUGAUCUCAUGGGCUUUGAUGAGAUCUACUUGAUAAACCUGCGCAGACGUCAAGACCGCAGAGACAGGAUGUUAUGGUCGCUGUACGAGCUAGAGAUUGAUGCUAAAGUUGUGGACGCUAUUGAUGGAGCAGCUCUGAACAGCAGCGAGGUUAAGAUUCUAGGUGUCGAUCUCUUACCUGGUUACUAUGACCCUUUCUCUGGCCGCACACUGACCAAGGGAGAGGUGGGCUGCUUCCUGAGCCACUACUACAUCUGGAAAGAGAUGGUAGACAUGCAGCUAGACAAGGCGCUGAUCUUUGAGGAUGACGUGCGUUUCCAAGCCAACUUUAAACGUCGUCUGAUGCGGCUGAUGGAGGAAGUGGAGCAGGUGGAGCUGGACUGGGACAUCAUAUACCUGGGCAGGAAGAAGGUGAACCUUGAAGAGGAAGUUGCAGUGGAGAAUGUGAGGAAUCUGGUGUACGCUGAUUACUCCUACUGGACGCUGUCUUACGCCAUCUCUCUUCAAGGAGCUCAGAAGCUCCUUAACGCAGAACCGAUAUCCAAGAUGCUUCCUGUGGAUGAAUUUCUACCCAUCAUGUAUGACAAGCACCCCAAUGAGGACUACAAAUCCCAUUUUCCCAAUCGGAAUCUGAUGGCAUAUUCCACACACCCCCUUCUGGUGCAGCCCUGCCAUUACGCCGGGGACCCGGAGUGGGUGAGCGACACAGAGACGUCUACGCUGUGGGACGACGACAACGUGCGCACGGACUGGAGGGGCUCCCAUAAAACUCUUAAGGGUUAUCAGCCACCGGCCGGCCUGCAGAGCGCCACCUACAAGGACGAGUUGUGAAGUACAGUCCCAAUCCCACAUGAAUGGCAUGAAUGGCCAUUUUCUAAAAGCGGAGGAGUUAAAAAGAGUGAGCAGCUCUUUAUAAGGGCAAACGUCACUCAUUACGGAGACCUCAAAACUGUGGACGAGACGAGGGAGACCUGGGACCAAACCUUAGGAAGAGACUUUGACUUUACACCAGAAAUAAAUUUUAAAGUUUUUCUUGUUUUCCAGUAAAAAUAUCUAAAUAUCAUUAACAAGAUAAAUGUACAUAAUUAGUAAAAUAAAAGAUAUUUAUGAUACUCAAAAAGAGAAAAUGAGAAAAAUCAACAUUAAAAUAGAAAAAAAAAAUUUUAAUGGAAAACAAGAAGCUAUAAUGGUAAUCGGGUGCAAUAGAUCUGAUGACUCUUAUUUUAAGAGGAAAACAGUUUUUAAUAUAGGCUAUAUUUCAGGAGAAGGUUUUUGUCAGUCUUUUGGUACAGAUUAAUCAAAUUUCGCAUUUUUAUUAGGUUAUUUUUCUUUAUUAACUAUAUAAAAAAGGACAUUUGAUAGCUUUUAUGGAAGUGGUGCAUUAUUACUUUUUAUUACUAGAUUUUAUUAAAAGUUUAAACAGCUGCCGUAAGGACUAUCAUGCUCAGACAAUCGAACAAACAGCUUAGUGUGUAUUUGAAAUGGUGUGUGUGGUUCUUUGUAUUUUGGUGCAUUUUUGCUGUUCAUGUGGAAUUUCUCUGUUCUCAUCAUAAUCAUUUGUUCUAAUUUAUUUCUCUUCCCUGUCUUUUUCCCUUCUGUGUCUCUCCAAACUGAACAGCAGGACCAAAUGAAA